GUAAUUGCUGACAGUAUUACGUAACGUUGUCGCAUGGAUACUGUGCAAACAGAAAGAGUGGGAGAAAGCUGCUCCAAGACCUUGACCACUCUGAGCAGUGCAGUCCGGAGACUGGAUCGCUUUUGAUUCCGUUGCUGUUUUUCCAGCAGGAUCUACAAGCUGAGUGGACCUCGAGUGGAACUGAUCGCCUUUCAAGUGGAACGGUAAAUCCGUUAAAGGAAGCUGAAAUCGAUACCAAUAUGGAGCGCUGGCGAUGAUGAAGAACGUGCCGACGCCAUCGUCCAGGGGCUCCUGCUCCUCGUGGUCUUGCUUCGCCGUUUCAGAGCAAAAGCGGACAUUCGGCAGCUUUGAGAGAAGGCUCUGGAAAAGCUUUCCAGCACCGAGGUGACCUUCUGAAUGAACGAGUGAGUCAGGCCAGCUGCUCGUUGUCCAACGACCCAGCGGACGUGAACAUGGAGAUGUCGGGCCAGUAUGGAAACAGCAGUGAAGUGGGACAAAGGAAGAGGGCAGAGGAGGCUGUGAUUAAGGUCCUGGUGCCCAUUCUGGACGGGCUGAUCCUGGUGGCCGGCCUGCUGGGACAAAUCCUGCUCAUGGGCACCCUGAGCGGGCGCAGGCACAAGGAGCGCCGGACCCCGCACGGGACCGACACGCUGCUGCUGGCCCUGAGCGCCGCCGACUUGCUGCAGCUGCUCUGCCUGCCCUUCCACACGACGGCCAUCGCCUUGGGCUUCUGGCCUUUCGGCAGCUUCCUGUGCAAAGGCGUCAGCUUCCUGGGCGUGGCCUGCUCCUCGGCGUCGGCUUUUACCUUGGCGGCGCUGGCCGUGACCCGUUACCUGACGCUGGUGCACCCGGCCUGGGCCUUCCGCUCCCGGAUGCACCGCCGCGUCAAAGCCACGGUGGCCCUGGUGUGGCUCCCCGCUUCGGCCUUGGCCGCGCCGCAGUUCGCCUUCCGCACGGUGACGGCGUCCAGAGCCGUGCACUGCUUCGCCUUUCUGUCCGACUUCAGCCAGUUGGUCUACAGCCUGGGGCUCUUCUUCUUUGGCUUCGCCCUCCCGCUGGGCGUGAUCGUGCUGAUGUACGCAAAGAUCUACUGCUUUCUGCGCCGCGCGCGCUUGAUGGGAAACGCCCCCCGGCUGGAGCGAUACCAGAAGCAGGUCACCCACACUUCGGCUCUCCUGGUCCUGGUCUUCACUCUCCUCUGGCUGCCCUCCUACGCGCUCAUGUUCUCCUUCAUCGGAGGAAGCAUUCAGGGCUCUAAGGGUUACAACACAAUCGCCGUUUUGGCCCGACUGCUGGCGUCCUCCGUGGCGGUGGUGAACCCCGUCCUCUACGGGUUCAUGUCGCAGAAGUUCAGAAGGGAGUUGCUGGAGCUGGGGCGGAAGCGCUGGACCUUUUGCAAAAACUCUCUCAGCGCUUGUCCUCACACGAUGACGGGCGGGGACACGGUGCAGACCUUUGAGUUGGACACCGGAAACUGAAGGAAGGAACCGCCGGACCGGCUGCAGAACUUUCUCCGAACUGGCGGACCUUCUCACCAUGUACUCAAAACACGAUUAAACAUGUUGACGGUGUGUGUGUGUGUGUUUGAAAGCAAACUC
Syngnathus acus (greater pipefish) is the source of this 1598-nucleotide messenger RNA. RefSeq names its product galanin receptor type 1-like. Gene Ontology annotation, biological process: immune response; G protein-coupled receptor signaling pathway. The transcript has a single exon. The record is from RefSeq and is a predicted model, not a curated record. The coding region runs from base 453 to 1478 and encodes 341 amino acids. Gene Ontology annotation, molecular function: G protein-coupled receptor activity. NCBI's taxonomy places the organism in Eukaryota, Metazoa, Chordata, Actinopteri, Syngnathiformes, Syngnathidae. Gene Ontology annotation, cellular component: membrane.